UGCGGCAAUACCACGCUGCCCCGUUGCCCAUGGGGGAUUUGAAAAGCUUGGACGCGGUGGCCGACCGGUUUGGGCAGCUCCCGCUCAUGUUCAUGCGGUUUCAUGGCAGCUCGAACGUGGAAGAGGUGGUGGAUGCGAUGGAAUACUGUGCCUAUGUGCAUGAUACGGAGUUGGUGGUGCUGGACAACCUCCAAUUCAUGAUGGCCAUGGGGAGCCGUGAAG
Nannochloropsis gaditana CCMP526 is the source of this 222-nucleotide messenger RNA. RefSeq lists its product as uncharacterized. Gene Ontology annotation, molecular function: 5'-3' DNA helicase activity; single-stranded DNA binding. The annotation marks the transcript as partial. The record is from RefSeq and is a predicted model, not a curated record. The transcript has a single exon.